GUAAUUCAAAUACUCAAAUGCUAUUUGAUGAUAGUGACAAUGAUCAAACUUCAGAGGGUUCAGAAAAUGUUGUGGACUUGAAUUAUGAUACAGAAUGUAAAACCCAGCAAUCAUCAGCAUGUGAUGAUGAUGAACACUGGAGUGAAGACGAGGCAGAAAUACCUGCUGGAAUCACUGACACUAUGUUAACAUCUCCAGAUUUUGUCACUGAUAAUGAACGUCAGCAUAUUUUAGAUGUUGCACCUGGUGAGGGCAAUAGGCCUAUGAGUAUAUUUAGAGAUAAAUACUCAGAGGAAUUAGCAUAUCCUGGUAUAUUUCUUGGACAGAAGCGACCAGACAAUGCAAAUAGACUAACCAAAGUCCAUUAUAGUGAAAUUUGUAAAUCUGAAUUAAGACGGUCUGACCGAAGGGCUGCAAUGUGUGUGGAAAAUAUUUUCUUUAAAACAAAGAAAUUGCAAAUGAAUGUUUCAUUCACUUAUACGAUAAUCACAUGUGAAAAGCCAACUGAGAAUCCAAAUUUACUUGCACUUGUAAACAGGCAAGUUCAUCGCCAUUCUCACACAUGUCGAAAGAAAUCCAAAAGUGUGUGUCGUUUUAAUUACCCACAGCCACCUGUGAGGUCAACCAAAAUUCUAUAUCCAUUAGAUAUUGAUAUGGAUGAUAAUGAAGUUGAUCAACAUAAAGAUACUUGGAAAUUUAUAAAGAAACAUCUGAAUGAUAUGAAAGAGGGUGAGGAUAUUACAUUUGACCAGUUGCUUGUAAAUCUUAAACUGACAGAACAAAACUAUUUGCUAGCUGUCCAAUCUAGUCUCAAGACACCAACUAUAUUCUUAAAAAGGAAACCGAACGAACUAAGGAUCAAUAAUUAUAAUGCUGCAUGUCUCAGUGCAUGGCGUGCAAAUAUGGAUAUUCAGUUUGUACUAGAUGUAUAUGCAUGUGCAAUAUACAUUGUAUUAUAUAUAUCCAAGGCUCAAAAAGGCAUGAGUGAGCUAUUAAGAACAGCUUGUGAAGAAGCAAAAAGGGGAAACUCCAGUCUUAAACAACAAGUGAGAUAUAUUGGAAAUAGGUUUUUGAACAAUGUUGAAAUAAGUGCACAAGAAGCAGUCUAUAUAGUACUUCAACUUCCAAUGAGGAAAUCUUCUCGUCAAGCAGUAUUUAUAAAUACUUCACCCCCUGAGGAUAGAGUUCAGUUACUAAAACCACUGCAAGAAAUUAAUGAUUUGGAAGAUGAUUCUGAUGAAAUUUAUGCAUCUGGUCUAAUAAAGCGUUACACAAAACGACCAGCCAAACUUGAGAAUGUGUCCCUUGCAGAUUGGGCUGCAUGGUACGACUCCACUGGUAAGCCAUAUAUCAAACCAUCACGUGAAUUAGAUAUUGAUAAUUAUCCACUUGAGACAAACUUGAGUGAUAAUGAUGAUAAUAAUGAGGAAGAAGAAAGCGAACAAAAGAAUAAAAAAAGAUCUAAAGCCAGAAUUAUUCGAAGUGUCUGUUUUAACAAGGAAGUUGAUUCUGAAAAGCAUUACCGUGAACUAAUCAUGUUAUUCACUUCAUGGAGGGAUGAAAUAACUGAUUUAUUAGGAAAUUGUGCUUUUUACCAAGAACACUAUUUUCAAGUUAAAAAUACAAUAGAUGAGCAAAUGAAAUGUUAUGCUAUGUGCAGUGAAGACCUGAAUGCGAUUCAAGACCAGCUUAAUAAUGUGGAAGACGGGGUGAUGAAAACUAUGACCUGAUUGCCCCAGGAACACAAACCAUUGAACGUCAAGAUGAAGAUGGAGGUGCACAAGACCUUCAUCCAGAAUUCAAUGAAACCUAUGACCUAUCUGGUGAUCUUGGAAUUCCUUCAGCUGCAUCUAAUACUGAGCAGCUGAUAUUACAUGAAGAACAGGAUGAUGUUUACAGAGGAAUGGUACAAAAAUUAAACAGAGAACAAAAAGAAUUUUUCUUCCAUGUUUUACAUCUUAUUAAAACUUCUGACAAUCCAUUCUACUGUUUUCUUAGUGGAGGGGCUAGAGUUGGCAAGUCACAUCUCACUAAGUGUCUUUAUCAAGCAGCAUUAAAGUAUUAUAAUACUAGAGCAGGUGAUGAUUUCCAUCAAGUGAAAAUAUUAAUGCUUGCACCAACUGGUAAAGCAGCUUACAAUAUCAAAGGUAACACAAUACAUAGUGCACUUUCAAUACCUGCAUGUCAAUCUUUAAAGAAUUACAAACAUCUUGAUUCAAGCAGGUUAAACACCUUACGGUGUCAACUUGGUGGUUUAAAACUAAUAUUUUUGGAUGAGAUCUCAAUGGUUGGUAGUACAAUGUUCAAUGUUCAAAUAAAUAACAGACUGAAAGAUUUUAAAGGAAGUAAAGAAGAUUUUGGUGGUGUAAGCAUGGUUGUUAUCGGUGAUUUAUUUCAGCUGGAACCUGUAAUGGACAGGUAUAUAUUUAAGAAUCUAGACAAUUCAGAAUAUGCAGUUCUUGCUCCUAAUAAAUGGCAAGAUAACUUCAAUAUGUUUGAAUUGGAAGAAAUUAUGCGCCAAAGGGAGAGCAAAGUGUUUGCUGAAAUAUUAAACAGACUUAGGGAAGGAAAACAUAUUGAUAUUUUGAAACUAAAAGAAAGAUUAAUAAAAGAAAAUAGCAUCCAAGAUCCCAUGGAUGUACCUCACUUGUUCAUACAAAAUCAGAAGGUAAAUGAAUUCAAUGAAAGAGUGCAUAAUGCAGCAACUGGUGAAAAGUUUUCAAUCAAAGCAAUAGACAGUGUUAUUGGAGCUAACUCUGCUCAACUUCGAGAUAAAAUUUUGAGUCAAAUACCAAAUGAUCCUAGGAAAACUAAGCAAAUUGUUUCAAACCUUCAAUUGUCAGUGGGGGAAAGAACUGAGAUAGCAUUGAAUGUACGUACUGAUGAUGGCAUGACUAAUGGUGCUGGUAAUGUUGUUAAAAAGAUACAAUUGAAUCAAAUAGAUAAACCUUCCGGUAUAAUAUGGGUCCAAUUUGACCAUUCAGAUGUUGGAGAGAAAACCAGACAUGAAAAUAGACAUCUUUAUGUCCAAGGUAUUGAGUCCACAUGGACUCCAAUAAAGCCAAUCACAACUCAGUUUGCUGUGGGUAGAAACCAAACUGCGCAACUUGUUAGAAAACAGUUUCCACUUAGACCCACUGCAGCUAAGACAAUUCACCGUUCACAAGGAGACACUGAACAAAAAAUUGUUGUAAAUUUCAACACUAGAAGAUCAAUACCACAUAUACAUUAUGUUGGUUUGAGCAGGAUAACAGCAAUUGAAGGUUUAUUUAUCACUGACCUAUGUGAAGAUAAAAUAGCUGUCAAUCCUCAUGUAGCAGCUGAAAUGGAACAUUUGAGAAAUGAACGUGUACUAAAACUAAGUGUCAUUCAAACUGUGCUAUCUAAAUGCACGGUCGUUACAUAA
Messenger RNA from Paramuricea clavata, 3406 nucleotides. The record is from the annotation of a GenBank genome assembly. NCBI's taxonomy places the organism in Eukaryota, Metazoa, Cnidaria, Anthozoa, Malacalcyonacea, Plexauridae.